CUUUUCAUUUCAAAAUGCAGCAAACAUAAGUAACUCUAAUCUAAAAACAUGGCUCCAAUUGUGCAAGUGCAACAAAAAGGAGCUGAUGAACAAGGAAUUCGUAUCCAAGGAGAUGCUCCUGAGCCAGUAGAGGAAGAAGUGACAGCAUCAAAACCAAUCAUUGGCAUCAUAUACCCACCUCCCGAAGUUAGAAACAUUGUAGACAAAACUGCAAGUUUUGUCGCAAGAAAUGGACCUGAAUUUGAAGCAAGAAUUCGUCAAAAUGAGGCUAAUAACUCUAAAUUCAAUUUCUUGAGCCCCACUGAUCCAUACCAUGCGUACUACCGCCACAAAGUAAAAGAAUUUUUAGAAGGCAAAGGGCAGGAACCAGCUGUGCCUAAAGCACCUAUCAAAGGCACCGUUAAGCCGGCUGUUGCUGCCGUCCAGGAUCAAUUCAUUCCAAAGGACCCUCCAGCAUCGUUUGAAUUCAUUGCUGAACCGCCUUCGAUUUCUGCCUAUGAUUUAGAUGUUGUACGCUUGACUGCACAAUUUGUAGCUCGAAAUGGGCGGAGUUUUCUAACCCAGCUCAUGCAAAAGGAAACCAAAAAUUAUCAGUUUGAUUUUCUGCGUCCUCAACAUGCUUUAUUCCAGUAUUUCACAAAACUAGUUGAGCAAUACACAAAAAUUUUAAUCCCCCCAAAAAAUUUGAUGGCAAAAUUGAAAAUUGAGGGUGAAAAUCCAAAAAAAAUUCUGGAUGAUGUCAAAUAUCGUGUUGAAUGGACGAAACAUGAAGACAGAAUUAAAGCUCGUGAGAAAGAAGCGAUUGAAAAAGAACGUUUAGCGUAUUCACAAAUCGGUUGGCAUGAUUUUGUGGUGGUAGAGACUGUUGAUUUUCAACCAACAGAAAUGGGGAACUUCCCUUCACCGGUCACAAUUAACGAACUCGGCGCUCGAUUGCUGCAACAAGAACGAUAUGAAAAAUAUGGGGAGGAGGGAGAUAAGGAUGUUUCAGACGACGAAGAAAAACCAGCCCCUCAACGAGAACCUACUCAAAAUGAGAGUGAAAGCGAAGACGAAAGCGAGGAGGAAAUGGAAACAGUGAGUAGAAAACGGGAUGAACCUCAAGCUGAGCAGCCACAACUUGUUGAUAUGGACAUGGAAGAGAGUUCAGAUGAAGAAGAUGUAGAGAAGCCUCAACCUCUUCCACCAACAUCUGGAGAUGUCAUCAUUCGCAGAGGUUAUGACCCGAAACAGAGGCAACCUGAUCAUCUUGAAACGUCCUCAGAUGGAAAAUGGAUGAUUUCACCUCUUACUGGAGAACGUGUUCCAGCUGAAAAAUUCCAGGAACAUAUGAGGUACGGUCUUCUAGAUCCAAACUGGAAAGAACAAAGAAAACGACAAAUUGCUGAAAAGCAACAGGAUGAAGAAGUCUUUGCUGGUGGUACUGAUAUUGAGCACGCUUUGAAAGGCCUUGCCGAGCGUCGUACAGAUAUUUUUGGCGUGGAAGAAACCGCUAUUGGUAAGAAGGUCGGUGAGGAGGAAGCAGCGCCGGAAGACAGAGUCAUGUGGGAUGGACAUUCCGGCAGUGCAGAAAGUACACAACGAAAAGCUGCUCAAGGCGUUACUGUUGAUGAUCAGAUUGAAGCUAUUAAAAAAGCACAGGGAAUCAUCAUGGACGAAAGUAAGUCUUCAAUUGGUCCAUCAACAACAAAACCAAACAAUGCACCAAAACCUGUUCCGAAACCACAGCCGAGUAUAGUACAAGUUACGCAGCAUCGACAACCAGUUCAAAUGGUCCAGAUACAGCAAGUGCCUCAACGUCAAGUUUUAACUCCGGUUGUUGUGCGGCCAAUGAUCAAUGUGGUGCCUCAACAACAACAAGUACUUGUUGUUCAACAGCCAAUGACAGUCCAACAUGUAGUCCAGCAACCCCCUCCACAGAUGUUAGUUCAGCAGAAUCCACCACAAAUGAUGCAACAAAUGCAUCAACCACAACAGCAGUUCUCCCAACCAGAACCUGAGGGUCCACCUUCAAAACGGCAACGCACUGAAGCUAAUCUGAUUCCAGAAGGACAGUUCCUUGCACAUAACCAUGGACCUGUUAUGUUUAGAGUCGCAUGUCCGACUGCUGAUAGAGCUGACUGGAACCUAAAGGGCCAAAUGUUGACAUUCACACUCCCAUUAACUGAUGAAGUGUCUGUGAUAAAAGCGAAGAUUCAUGAAGCAACUGGAAUGCCAGGUGGAAAACAAAAACUACAACUUGAUGGACUUUUUAUUAAAGACUCAAAUUCUCUGGCAUUUUAUAACAUGACAAAUGGGUCAGUUAUAAAUCUACAAGUGAAGGAGAGAGGAGGAAGGAAGAAAUAAGAAAUUAAACUGCCAUUGCGUACAUAUAUAUUUUGCUACAAUGAUAGGCAAUAUGACAAUAAUUGCUGCCUAACCUUGGCACAAAAUAUUUUCUGAUCGUGCAAAUGUAAACAUCAGAUUUGUACAAUUCAGUUGAGCGUGAAAUUGAAAUUAAUCUUUUUACUGGUUGGGAACGAACAUCGAUUUAAAUGGUGAGAAACAAAGAGAAGUGGCUUGGGUCUAUGAUGCAAAAUUUUAUCUUGCACCAAGUUGAAAUCUUUUUUUUUAUAGAGAAAAGUGAUUCUAUGUCCUUAGAUAUGAUCAAGCCCAAAAAACAAAUGCUUUUCUUUGGCAUAAAUCAUAUUGAAGUUUAUGGUCUUAUUUUUGUAUCCAUCGAAAGUGAAUAGCAAAAUAUUACAGCUAUGAUGCGUUGUGUGUAUAUAUACCUGAUUCACUGCUUGAGCUGUCAUGGAAAUGCAACUAUCCAUGGUUUCAUGCCUAUUCGUUUUGCAGGUGGUUUUGUUAAGUUAUGUUAUCGGCCCUUUUUUGACCAAUUCAAUUUUUUUUUAACCAGUAAAAAUCAACCAUGCACAUUCAAAUUAUGUGAAAAACAGGGAGUUUUGCUGGUUGAAAAAAGAAACUUCAAAGGAAGCCAAGGCUCAUCAACUUCGUGCACAUCUUAAUUAUGCUUACUGAUUCCAUUUGAAGUUGUCAAAAUGGGUUUGAUAAUUAAAUACUAGGAUAUUCUUAUGCUUGAAAUCAUGAGCCGCGUUUCAUUGCCGUGUAUAACAUUCUUAUCUAUGGUAGAUGUUACUAGCGAAAAAGACCUU
Messenger RNA from Styela clava, 3155 nucleotides. Its product is annotated as splicing factor 3A subunit 1-like. Gene Ontology annotation, cellular component: U2 snRNP; catalytic step 2 spliceosome; U2-type prespliceosome. NCBI's taxonomy places the organism in Eukaryota, Metazoa, Chordata, Ascidiacea, Stolidobranchia, Styelidae. The record is from RefSeq and is a predicted model, not a curated record. Gene Ontology annotation, molecular function: protein binding; RNA binding. Gene Ontology annotation, biological process: regulation of alternative mRNA splicing, via spliceosome; mRNA cis splicing, via spliceosome.